AAGCCGGCUCACUAUGAUUAUAGAAGCCUAAGUUCUACUACAGACCGCGCUAACAAGAUCCUACGAACACUUGCGGCUAAAAAGCGGAGUAAUAUAGGGACAUUUUUCAACCGAAAGAGGUGAAAGCGUAUCAGGCUUUAGGAUAAGGUACCCUUGGCAGAUUCAAUGAAGAAGUUCCUGACUACCAGCUGUGACAAAGAAUACCAAGGUCAUAGAAUUAACAAGCGUGGCUGUGUGCUCGAACAAAUAGUCCCAUCACCCUUCGCGUUGCUUUUGGCAAUCAUCAACUUUAUAUAAAGAAAGGUUUCAAAGGAUGCGAUUAUGUUUUCUGUAAGUCAUGAGAUGCAGGUGUUCUCAGACAGUGGGGCGCCUUGUGAAUAUCAUCAUAUAAGGAAAUUGAUCAUUGACUCCUUUGUAUAAGUUGGCAUGUACAUUAUGUUACAUUGACGCUCUCCAGAUGCACACUCGACGCCGGGUUCUCAAUAAAUCUAUCCCAACGAUACAGUCUGUACAAUAUGAGUGUACAAUAACAGCAUUUCUACACGCUCAUGCCAUCUCUUUGAGAACCUCCCUUGAAUUGUCCUGCUUUUAGCUUAAGGUCCUGCAUGGGGAUUCAGUUUGAAAUAUUCUGUGCAUGACAAAUAGCCAAAUAUUUAUCAAUUUCUGUUUCAUUAAUUCCUGUGACUGGUUAAUGAUAUUAUAUUGAUGUUUACCAGUGGUCAUGUUUCGAAGAGACUGAGACAUUAAAGUGUCUUGAAUUGUAAAGUGAAAUUAUUACACAUAUAUACUUAUCGCCCAUUUGUCUGGAAGGUACCAGCAUUUGGAAUCCUAUAACAACACACAGUUCUUUCGGAAGACAAUGAGGAGUGAUUAUGUGAUUUGUGACUGGUACAAGGUGUGGCAUUGAGGAGCAGGUGAUUCACACCAGUCUGCCAGCCUAACCUUCGAUCUUGCACUGAAAUAUGAAACUAGAUUCGGAGACAUAGUGAGGAGCACAGAUUCACAUUCUGUGCUUCGUGGGUUCCAUCCAGCAAUGAACAACUCAACAGACUACCCUGUUUAUGAGUACGACGAUGAUGUGACGGCGGUGUUAAACGCUGGCAUCUACAUCAACAACUACUACCUGUGGGCAAUCUUUGCUUUCGGGUUUCCUGGAAAUGUUGCAAGUGUGAUCACAAUUAUUCGGAUGCAGAGGAUUACAACAUCCACGUUUUAUGUAGCUGUUUUAGCUGUUAUCGACAACUGUGCCAUUGUCUUCAAACUUCUGUACCACCAGCUAACGCUUCACCAAGUGUGGCUUGAUUCCAUGGGAUGUAAAGUUCUCAACUUCUUGUCUUUAUUUUUCACGACUUUCGCAAACUGGAUUCUUGUGUUUAUCGCCACGGAGAGAUUUGUGGCUGUCAGAAAACCUCUGAAGGUCGGAAUGUACUGGACUAUCCCUCGAGCUGUGGUCAGUGUAGGUGGCCUUACAUGUGUUGUGACCAUCAUCUAUUGCCACAUAUUUUGGACAUUCACUGGAAAUGGACCAUAUUGUAAGAUAGAUCUUCAGUAUCUACAUUUCUACCGAGACGUGUGGUAUUGGCUUAAUGCCGCCGUAUAUUCACUAGCGCCUUGCUUCCUACUAAUAACCCUGAAUUUUUUUAUCGUCCAAUCCGUCAGAAAAUCCACCAUUGUGCGGAACCAACUUUCUAUGAAGAACGGGACGAAAUCUAGUAAUUCUAGUCGAUCAGUGAGACAAGAAAAACAAAUUACUGUGAUGCUUGUAUCCGUUGCCGUCGUGUUUAUUAUAUUAACGGUACCAAGAUGUAUAUAUGCAAUCGUACAUUUAUACUGGAGUGUUCGGCUCGGGACAAUGGCUGAUGCGCAAAAGUACCUAAUUGACCAGUUAACGUUCUUUCUGUGUGACUCAAAUCACGCAAUCAACUUCUAUUUGUAUUUCACUACGGGCAAGAAAUUUCGUCGUCACUUCUUGGACAUGGUAUUCUGUCGGAAACGGCGGAGAACGCACUUAAAUGUGUCUCAGUCUGGUACAACAAUGACAUUACAUACCUAUAAGCUAACCAAUCUAGAAAAUCGACAUGGCAAAGAGUUGUAGUCCAAAUUGAUUAAGGGUCACACACAUCUAGAAAAAUAAAGGUCCGUUCCUAAUAUGUUUUAUGUAAACAUGCCAUUUGUAAUGUUUAUACUUUAUAAAAAUUACAUUGAUAAACUGAAAGCGAAUUUGAAUUCUAAAGGUAUUGUUUAAUGUUAAUAGUUAUUUGAAUACCAUUGUAAUUGUUUCGUUAUUUAUUCAGUACUUGCAACCACCUGGAGAAACAAACGAUGUUUUCGUACUGUCAUUUCAUAACUUACCGGCAGAAACUAUGAAGUAGAUGUGUCGAGAAGCAACAUGGAUGUUCUUGAGACAAACAGAGAUCGUGCGAAAGAUUUUUAACAGGUGUAUGGUCUGUUGUUGAAUUACGAAUAUGUACAGUUUAAUAAAUGAAUACAAAGCUAUAGGCUAUUGCAUAAAACAUGCUUUGCUGUAUCAUAUGAGAUGUGUGAAUGGAACAGCUAAGAACUGCAUGUUUUUGUGACAGGGAAGUUUUACCUGCAGCUGACAUGUCAUCACAGGCUAAUGUACGUAUCUAACUGUACGUUGUCUGUGGAGCUGCAUAAUGUGUUUAUCCCUUCUAGAAUUAACAUUAUAAACUGUCAUUACUGACACGUGUGAUAAAUAUCUUUAUAAGAUUUCAGUCAUGUAUUUUGUACAUUAUUAAAAUAAUUGUAUAGUUUCAAUGCUAUUUUAGAGGCGUUUUAGUUUGAUUAAAGUAUGUGAUGAACAUUACUAUAUUCGUAGAUAAAAUCAGAAUUGUACUUGUCAUAAAGGAAAUCGCAAAAACUUUACUUUAAAUGCUUAUUUCAAAUACGCCGUGCUAUUUUGCAUGAUCCACAUCAAUACUGUCAGAAAAAAUAAAAUCCAUGAAUGUUCAUUUUCACAUUCAGUGACGUUUUUCUUUAGCUGAACCAGACACAUCUGCUGUGAAGUCUCUUUUGUGUUUCACAAACUAAAACGCCUCCUGAUUUAGAUUAGCCAUGGCCCGAGAGCAGCUAUCGUAUAGCACGUAACAUUGGUGAACUAAAACGUUUGAAGUAUGUUCACGAGGAAGCGAUUUUCUGCAUUUUUAUAGUGUUCAUCAUCAGCACUUAAAAUAUAGCAUGUAAAUAUUCCAGUCUUGUUCCAAAUUUCCAUCAAGAAGAACAUUGGUUUUCUUCUUGUUGUGCUCCAGACACGUUUCAACAUCUGAACAGAAAAAAAACUUCAAAUGUUAGUCUGCCUGGAUGAUAACAUACAACCCUUCAUGAAGUAUGAUUAUCUUCCUAUGAUGUUCAGUCCUAGAUCUAACACAUAACUACUGUGUAAAGUUGCCAUGUUGAUCAGAUUAUGUGUAUCAGCACUAUUCAGUGCCUGAAUCCAUGCUCUGUUACACAAAUAACGAAUUAGGAACAUAUGAGAGAAAAGGUAUUUUUAGAAAGUAGAUUUCAAAGAAAGAAUUUCAGCAUUCUUACAAUGGUACAAUUUUAAUAAUACAAUGGUAUUAUUUUACUUUUCAUAGUCGGUUAUGUAAACAACAUGGAGAAAAAAAUUAUUAUUCAUGUUUUGGUAAAGGCUAAAAUUGUGUAAGUAUGUUUUACUUUCUAUCGUUUCGAGACAAGAUUUGUUGUAACUACAGAUAACAAUAUAUUGUCAUUGGAUGAGUAAGCUUUGAUACAUUUGGGUAAAUAACAAAAUACCCGAUCGUUGUCAUUGUUUGCUACUUUAACUCUACGUUACUCGCUACAAUUAUAUUCCACAGCUGAGAAACAUUAUUGAUGGGCACAAAGUGACCAUUUCAGUGAAAUGAGCAUUUCAGUGCUGUAUCUGUAUCAGCACUCAUGAUGAUGAUUUACGUCACAUGUACACGAUAAUGUGAUGGCACGGAACCAUUCAGUCUAUCAUUGGAUCCAAGAAUGUUUUCGUUCUCCCUAGCCUGCAGGUGUGCUUACUUCAACUUAGGUUUGCAAAUGUUAACCUUAUCGAUGUUGUUGAUAUUAGUGACACAUAAUUACAAUAAAAUCAUUAAUCUUAAUGAAUGAAAGCUCUCGAAUCAAAUCUGUAAUUUUAUCGGUUAUUGACCCUGUACCUUUUCCUCAUUUUACAAAACCAAGAUUGUUCUUAUUUAUAUUUUUAAUCAUAAUUCUUUAUUUCUUUUAUCAUGGACUAUUAUUAUGAAUUAUUUUGAUAACGGUAGAUGUGAAAUGUUGCAUUGUUGUAGCAUUUACUUGUAUGUAUUGUACAUAAAGUUGCGAGUGGUGCUCUACGGAAAAUUGUUAAUACUUCAGCUGUCGCUGCUCUUUGUUGUACAUAUUUGUUGCUGUGGGAAUAUUGCACCCUGUGUCACAUCUCUGAUUUCCCAGUGGGGCCUUAGAAAUAAAAACAACUAUUGCUU
This is a messenger RNA of Haliotis rubra (blacklip abalone), 4469 nucleotides long. Its product is annotated as type-1 angiotensin II receptor B-like. Bases 1034 to 2095 code for a protein of 353 amino acids. NCBI's taxonomy places the organism in Eukaryota, Metazoa, Mollusca, Gastropoda, Lepetellida, Haliotidae. Gene Ontology annotation, cellular component: plasma membrane. The record is from RefSeq and is a predicted model, not a curated record. Gene Ontology annotation, molecular function: G protein-coupled receptor activity. Gene Ontology annotation, biological process: G protein-coupled receptor signaling pathway. The transcript is spliced from 3 exons.